Molecule: messenger RNA, 3023 nt
Organism: Nelumbo nucifera (sacred lotus)
Lineage: Eukaryota; Viridiplantae; Streptophyta; Magnoliopsida; Proteales; Nelumbonaceae
Product: Pentatricopeptide repeat (PPR) superfamily protein
Biological process (GO): mitochondria-nucleus signaling pathway; chloroplast-nucleus signaling pathway
Cellular component (GO): chloroplast
Molecular function (GO): protein binding
Source: RefSeq, a predicted model, not a curated record
GCAUUUCAGGAGUUCAAUUUCCAGUAAGUAGCAGUAGCAUGGAGACGGCGUCGUCACCACCAAAACCACCGCCGUCGCCGCCAACUGAAUCUGAAGUUAUCGAAAACGUUACCAACAUUCUCACUUCCUCUCAAGCUUCCCUCCAAUCCCUUUACCCAUACAUCCCCCACCUCACUCCAUCUCUAAUCUCAUCCAUCCUCUCGUCCGCUUCUCUUUAUUCCCGUCCAAGUACUCUCUUAUCAUUCUUCAAAUGGUGCCAUUCUCACAUUCCCAACUUCUCCCACCAGUCCAACUCCCUCCAUUCCCUCCUCAAACUCCUUCCUUCUCUCUUCCACCACAACAAGUUUUCUGACGCCAAGUCCCUCCUCCUCUCUUUCAUCGCUUCCGACCGCUUCCACCAGCUCCACCACUCCCUCCUCCACCCUCCUCGCUCCUUCCCUCCCCCUACCAAAGCUCUUCUUGACACCGCUGUUGGUGCUUACGUUCAAUCGCAGAAGGUCCACCUUGCCGUUCAGAUUUUCAAGAAGAUGAAGCGUCUCCACCUCCGGCCCUCCCUCCUCACCUGCAAUACUCUCCUCAAUUCCUUGGUAAGAUACCCAUCUUCCCAUUCAAUUCCUAUGUCCCAGGAGAUUUUUAAUGACGCCAUCAGGCUAGGGGUUACCCCAAAUACCAAGACUUUUAACAUUAUGAUAUAUGGCUAUUGCUCGCAAUUUAGGUUUAAAGAUGCAAUGGAGUUGUUUAAUCGGAUGACGGUCCAGUUCAAUUGCUUUCCCGAUAAUAUUACAUAUAACACCAUUUUAGAUGCAUUCUGCAAGAGGGGUCUCUUGAACGAGGCCCGAGAUUUGCUUUCUGAUAUGAAGGAUAGAGGACUCUCGCCCGAUAGGAAUACAUACAAUACCUUGGUGUGCGCAUAUUGUAGGUUGGGAUGGUUGAAGGACGCAGUAAAAGCGUUUGAAUUGAUGACCCAGAGCAAAUUUCUGCCAGAUGUUUGGACUUAUAACAUGCUGAUUAGUGGGUUCUGCAAGGAAGGUAAGAUCGAAGAAGCUUUUAAGCUUAAGGAUAAGAUGGAGAAUUUGAGGUUGCUGCCAGACGUCGUUACUUACAACACUUUGAUUAAUGGGUGUUUUGAGUGGAGAAACAGUUCUGAGGCAUACAAGUUGCUCGAGGAAAUGAGUGAGAAAGGGGUGAAGCAAAAUGCUAUCACCUAUAAUAUAAUGCUCAAAAGAUUGUGUAAAGAAGGGGCCAUGGAAGAAGCAAGCAACACCAUUCGAAAAAUGGAGCAAAAUGGGUUUUCCCCAGAUUGUGUUACUUACAAUACUUUGAUCCAUGGCUACUGCAAAGCCGGUAAUAUGAGGGAAGCCUACAUGAUGAUGGAUGAGAUGGCUCGGAAAGGUUUGAAGAUGGAUACUGUUACCCUAAAUACUGUUCUGCACAACCUCUGUAAGGAGAAUAAGCUAAGCAAGGCGUACGAGUUACUUGAAAGUGCAGUCAGAAGAGGAUACACUCUUGAUGAAGUUAGCUAUGGCACUCUAAUUACAGGGUGCUUCAAGGACGAGAACAUUGAUUUGGCUUUGAAGCUUUGGGAUGAGAUGAAGGAAAAAGAGAUCCUUCCUAGUGUUGUUACCUAUAAUUCAGUUAUCGGAGGCCUUUGCAAAUUCGGAAAGACUGAGCAAGCACUAGCCAAGUUGAAUGAGCUUAUAGAGAGUGGGUUGGUUCCUGAUGUAACUACCUACAACACUAUCAUUCAUGGGUAUUGCAGGGAAGGAAGUGUAGAGGAAGCUUUUCAUUUCUACACCAAAAUGGCCGAGGAAUCAUUCAAGCCGGAUAUUGUUACAUGUAACAUUCUUCUUCGUGCACUGUGCAAAGAACAGAUGCUAGAUAAAGCUCUUAAGUUCUUUAAUUCGUGGAUCUUAAAGGGCAAAGUUGUUGAUGCUGUCACCUACAAUACAUUGAUAACGUUCAUGUGCAAAGAGAGGAAAAUGGAACAAGCAUUGAAGCUUCUUGCAGAAAUGGAAGAGAAGGAAUUGGGACCCGACCAUUUCACAUAUAAUGCCAUUUUAUGUGGGUUUACAGAGGCUGGCAGAACUGAAGAUGCAAAGGAGUUUCUUUCAAAGAUGAUUGAAACAGGAAAAUUACCUGAUCAAUCAUCUGUCUCUGCAUUAGAAAAAGUUGUUUCUGCAGGAGAGAAGGGGCAAGAGGUGGUAAUUAGUGAAAUUCCACAGGAUCCUGAUUCAAGUUCUGAAGAUUAUUCGAAGCACAUAGAUGACCUGUGUAAUGAAGGGAAAUACAAAGAAGCAAGGUGCAUUUUGGAAGAAUCAACGCGGAAUGGUAUUACAGUAAAUAGAUCCACUUAUAUCACUUUGAUGGAUGGGCUCAUUAAGAGGCGUAAAGGCACAUCAAAAGUUGCCCAAUGAAGCAGGCUGGGAUUGAAGGGUUCUCUUUUCCAGUGUCAAGCUGGGUCAUCUUUGUCAACGUGUGACAGCAGAUGUCAGCCAUGUAACUAGAGAAGCAGUUCAGGUCCUCAUUGGUUAGAAGGCAUUUAUCAGGGCCGUGGAUGCUGUUGGUCCUUCAGGAGGCAUGAUUAAAUGCAUGGCAUGCAAAGAAUAUCAAGGUUUCAGACGACAAUUUGGGAUAACAUUUCAUUAUUUUUCUUGUUUAUGGCAGCCAUUGGGACCUGUUGACGCUGAGCUUCAUUUACUCCUCCAAAGCCUUAUCUUUGUCUUUAUGGUUAUGGAUAUUGAGAUGAUUUCAUGGAGUGCAACUCUCAGACUUUUAUUGGAUGGUGCUGGUAGUUCCUUGGGUCUAUGGAAAAUUAGUAAUUCUUUCAGGGAGAUGGGAUCAUUGUCUUCCUAGAAGGGGUGCUUGGUGUUGUAUCUUCUUUUUACUAGAACAUCUUAUUUAAUGAUAAAAAUUUCUGAUUGUGAAUCCAGUCUACAAUUCUACAUGAACUGUGUCUGCCAUAUUCGUGGCAAGUUGUGAUAAUAGAGAUAACAGAGUACUACUAUGAUAAGAUUAGUUGAUUA